AUGAGUCUUCAGUUGGAAGAAGCAUUAUUCGAGAACAACACUCUUGGAUACUUUAACCUGCACUGUGGAAAUAGCUCCCAAGCAUUGAAUGCUGUGGCCCACAGGGACAUGGUUGUUGAGAAACUACAACAAAUCAAUCGAAGGGCUGCGAAAGCUUCAGACGAAAACACAACGACAACAAUGCUCAUGAAUGCGUACCAUGGAACAAGGCUGUCUGGAGAAAUGUCAUAUCCCAACUUUAAGGGGGACUGUCGGAAGCUCAAUUAUCCCAAUGUCGAUUUAUUGUAUCAAGCUUGUGACAUGGCCAAGGUGGAUUGCGGUCAUAUUUUGAUUUAUCGAGACCCCUACGCCAUAAUGCGAUCCACAAAUAGAAGAAAGUUCCACAACGACUCCUCUAUUGUGGCAGGAAUCCACAUGUACACUAGUAUGCUGAGCAUUAUCCAGACACAAUUAUGGACGCAUAGUCACCGGACACUUGGCUGCUGGAGUGUCCUGGAUCCGACGGAGGAUGUUUGGCAAUCCAUUCAGAGAAUCUUUGGAUGGGAAUCACGGAUAGAAAUGGCAAAAGCUGUGCGCAAAAUCUAUUGGAAUCCCAAACCGCUACUUGAGGAAGAGAAAGAGCUAAUUGUACCCACAAUAUACGCCCCUUAUAUGGAUUCGUUUCUUCGGCAUCAUGAAGAUUCAGUUGAAUUGUGUCGCCAACAGGCUGAAGCCAAUACUCAUUAUUAG
Messenger RNA from Cylindrotheca closterium, 729 nucleotides. NCBI's taxonomy places the organism in Eukaryota, Bacillariophyta, Bacillariophyceae, Bacillariales, Bacillariaceae. The record is from the annotation of a GenBank genome assembly.